This is a messenger RNA of Lactuca sativa (garden lettuce), 1726 nucleotides long. RefSeq names its product protein DETOXIFICATION 40. Gene Ontology annotation, cellular component: membrane. The record is from RefSeq and is a predicted model, not a curated record. Gene Ontology annotation, molecular function: antiporter activity; xenobiotic transmembrane transporter activity. NCBI's taxonomy places the organism in Eukaryota, Viridiplantae, Streptophyta, Magnoliopsida, Asterales, Asteraceae. Gene Ontology annotation, biological process: xenobiotic detoxification by transmembrane export across the plasma membrane.
ACAUACAAAAUGUUCUUUUCCUCUAUAAAAGGAGAUAACCGAAAGCCAUCCACCCAUUUUCACAAAAAUGGAGUCCCAAAACAAUGAACUUCAUCAACCUUUCUUAGAACCCAUUGAAGACUGUACUGCCGGCGGCCAUGGCGGCAGUGCUGAGCUAGAGAGGGUGCUUUGCGACACAGAGACACCAUUAAUGAAGCGGCUUGUGGUGGCAUCCAGGAUCGAGCUUAAUCUUCUGUACAAGCUGGCUGCACCGGCGGUGAUGGUUUAUUUGAUCAACAACGCCAUGUCUAUGUCCACCAGAAUCUUUUCCGGCCAGCUUGGGAAUCUAGAGCUCGCGGCGGCGUCCCUUGGUAACUCAGGGAUUCAACUCUUUGCUUAUGGUCUCAUGCUUGGAAUGGGUAGUGCAGUGGAGACACUAUGUGGCCAAGCAUUUGGGGCACGAAAAUACGAUAUGCUUGGAGUAUACCUUCAAAGAUCCGCGAUUGUUCUUACAUUGACAGGAAUCCCAGUCACUAUGAUUUACGUUUUCUGUAAACCAAUUUUACUUUUACUUGGUCAAUCAGCACCAAUGGCAUCUGCUGCUGCCCUAUUUGUCUACGGUCUCAUACCUCAAGUAUUCGCGUACGCCAUUAACUUUCCAAUACAAAAAUUUCUUCAAGCUCAAAGUAUCGUGACACCAAGCGCAUAUAUUUCAGCUGGGACCCUCGUUGUGCACCUGAUCCUUUCUUGGAUCAUCGUGUACAAGUUUGGGUUAGGCUUGAUUGGGGCUUCGUUAGCUUUAAGCUUAUCAUGGUGGAUCAUAGUAGUAGGUCAGUUCAUUUAUAUCUUGAUGAGCGAUAAAUGUAAGGCAACAUGGACCGGGUUCAACUCGAAUGCAUUUGGUGGGCUUUGGGACUUUGUAAAAUUGUCUAGUGGAUCCGCCGUGAUGUUGUGUUUGGAGACAUGGUAUUUUCAGAUACUUGUGUUGAUUGCAGGGUUGCUAGAAAACCCCGAGCUAGCAUUGGAUGCACUUUCCGUUUGCAUGGGUGUCAAUGGAUUGCUGUUUAUGGUCUCAGUUGGGUUCAAUGCAGCCGCUAGUGUUAGGGUUGGAAACGAGCUUGGAGCAGGAAACCCUAAAGCCGCAGCCUUUUCGGUGUUAACGGUGACUAGUGUCUCUUUUCUCAUAUCGGUAGUGGAAUCAAUGAUUGUUUUGUCGACGCGACAUUUUAUAAGCUAUGCGUUUACCGGUGGUGAAACUGUAGCUAAUGCAGUCUCGGAUUUGUGUCCAUUAUUGGCUAUCACUAUCAUUCUCAAUGGCAUCCAACCUGUGUUAUCAGGUGUGGCUGUCGGGUGUGGAUGGCAAGCAUAUGUGGCGUAUGUGAAUGUUGGAUGCUAUUACAUUGUCGGCAUUCCACUCGGAUGUCUUUUCGGCUUCUAUUUCAAUUUUGGAAUCAAGGGAAUAUGGUCAGGCAUGAUUGGAGGCACCGCGAUGCAAACUGUUAUUUUAUUAUGGUCAACCUUUAAUACGGACUGGAACAAAGAGGUGGAAAAAGCUAGCAAACGUUUGGAUAAAUGGGAAGCAUCGAAAGAAACUGAAUGAGUGAAAGUAAAAGUCAAAAUCAAGUCCACUUGGUUAAAUUCAUUCAUACCCAGGCUGAAUAACAUAUCUUGUAUUUCUUGUGAUCAUGGUUCCACUAUUAAAAAAACGAGAGAUUCACGACAAAAAGUAUCCAGUAUUCCGAUCAAA